Molecule: messenger RNA, 2492 nt
Organism: Pocillopora verrucosa
Lineage: Eukaryota; Metazoa; Cnidaria; Anthozoa; Scleractinia; Pocilloporidae
Product: carbonyl reductase [NADPH] 1-like
Molecular function (GO): oxidoreductase activity, acting on the CH-OH group of donors, NAD or NADP as acceptor
Source: RefSeq, a predicted model, not a curated record
CGAGGUGGUUGUAGAUGGUUGUAGGUGGUUUUAGGUGGUUUUAGGUCGUUCCAUGUUUUAGUACCUCCCUGUCCUAACCAACCAUCUCGAUCCCCAUUUGUGCUAUUAGUGUCCAAUCCUUUUUUGAGUGAACCUAGAAAAAGUCUCCAAACAUGCGAGUUGCAGUUGUUACCGGUGCUAACAAGGGAAUAGGAUUUGCUAUAGUCAAAAAGUUGUGUAUAGAAUUUUCUGGAACUGUUAUUUUAACAGCAAGGGAUGAACAAAGAGGACUGGAAGCUGUCAAACAACUAAGCACUGAAGGUGCUUCACCUGUAUUUCAUCAGUUGGAUAUUGUUUCACUAGAAAGCAUUGAGAGGAUAAAGAAACAUCUCAUGGAGCAAUAUGGUGGAUUGGAUCUUCUUGUAAAUAAUGCCGGGAUAGCUUUUAAGCGGGCAUCCACAGUUCCUUUUCCAAAACAAGCUGAAGUGACUAUCCAGACAAACUUUCAUGGUACGCUUAAUGUGUGCAGAGCACUGUUACCAAUUUUAAAACCACAUGCAAGAUUGGUGAAUAUUUCCUCCCAUUUAGGGGGUUUGGCUCAACUAUCAGAAGACCUUCAGAAGAAGUUCUCUUCUCCAACAUUAACUGAAGAAAAUCUUGCUAAUUUGAUGGAUCAGUUUGUUAAAGAUGCGAAGGAUGGUACACACUCACAGAAGGGAUGGUUAACCUCUGCCUAUGGAAUGUCCCAUAUAGGAAUAAUUGCUUUAACCAAGAUUCUAGCAAGGAAUACAUUACAAGAUUCUAGAGAGGACAUUCUUAUCAAUGCUUGUGAUCCUGGCUGGGUACGCACAGACAUGGCUGGACCAAAAGCAACAAAAUCUCCCAAGGAAGGUGCAGAGACUCCAGUUUAUGCUGCUUUGCUUCCAAUAAAUGUUGGCAAACCACAUGGUGAAUUCCUCAAAGAAAAAAUGAUUCAGGAAUGGGAGGUGAUGUCAACAAGAUCUCAUGCCUCAGAAGCUGAGGAGAGACUCAAGAAGGAACAAAAAUAGUUCUUAGCUCUUGACAUCUCAUGAUAAAACUUUUUCCUUUGGCUCACUUGUUACUUUAGUACAGAUGAAGAGUAUCGUCAGUAAAAUUAGUUUGGGAUGUUGUGGUAAUUCAAUCAACUCAUGGAGAUAAAAGUGACUGUUUGUCUGAGUGAUGGUGAUGAAUAGAUGGUGGAGGUGGUUACUUUAUUUACGAAAGAAGUACCACUGUUUCUCAGCCCCAGCAUGGUAUCUGUUGUGAAAAUAAAGGUCACAAGCCCUAGGAAAACAUAGUGGCAGAGAUUUUGUAAAAAGAGGGACUCUCAGAGAUGGAUGCAUGAGAGGAGUUGUGUCCAGUUGCUAAAGAUAGGGGCAGAUGGGAGGGGACGCAUGGGAGCUUUGUGGACAACUGACCACAAAGAAGGAAGAUUGAAAGGAUUUGAUGGCAGAUUAAUGAUUAUUUGGAAAUAAGUGAAUGGUAGGAAGUAUUGUCCCCAUCAACAGUGGUUGGCAAGGAAAAUGAACCUGGCCAGACUUGAAUUUUUAGACCCUGAAAAGGAAUGCAGUUCUUUUCUCAAGUUGUCAAAGGGUUGGUUUUGGGAUUUGGAGAAUGGUAGACUUCUCUUCCCACAAUGUCUUUUUAUAAAAAAGAUAUACAUGUACUUAUAAAUAUAACAAGUGAAAAUUAGUUCUGAAUCAUCACUUGUCACAAAAAAUCAACUAUUAUUAAUGGUUAAUUUGAUAACUGAUUACAGCUAUGCACACUAUUUAUUGGUUGUUUAGUUAAGUGUGUUACACUCAGCAGUUUGAAGCAAGUCAAAGUCAUAACCAACUUUUUGCAUGAAUCACUUACAAUGUAUUUGACAAAGUUAAGUAAAUUUAAAGUAAAACAAUGCAUCACUGAGUGUAAAAAAUGCUUAGUGGUAAUGCAUAUACAUGGAUCACAAUAGAUGAAAAAUGAAUGAUGUUUGACAUCACUUCAUAUCUCAUAAACGUGCCUAAAAUAUCUAUAUCUUAAUAUCAGAAAUAAUCUAACACCUUCUAAGAAGGUUACUAUAAACAUCUUAAUAAUACAGUGUGUUAAAAAACCUAUUCUUAGUGAGUAGAAAAUCAUCCAUCAGUGAACUGAUAUGACAAGACUAAUUUUCAAGAUGCUAGGAAAAUAUCAACCCUGUCCCCCUUUGGGAUUCGCACUGUAGUUUUUGAGACUUCACUCAUUUACACUCCAAAAAAUUCCUGCCAAAAUGUAUAAGUUUGCCUUAUUGCAUCUCCAAAGGGUAGGUAUGUGUGAUUUUUGUUUUCUUGUCAUCAGUUUGUAGGGUGAGAUACUGAGUAAGUUAUACACUAAUGAUACCCAUGACUUGAGAGGUUAAUGGUUCCCAGCUAAGGAUUCAUCCAAAGAAUUAUAAUUGGGCUCUAGGCUCAUCUUUUAUGAAAGUAAACAUAUGAUACAAUAAGUCUUAAGUAACAUUCUGGUAGCUGGAAAAA